GCGUCGCAAAAUGCAACUGUCCAAACAGUAGAGGCAACUCUUUCUGCAGCAGAAGCUCAUAUCUCUGCAGAGACUUUGCAACAAACCAACAUAACUGAAACUAGCAUCACCGGGGCUUCUAUUCAAGAUAUGAGCAUAGAAAGUGCGAAGGAUGUUUCGGUGAUCUCUGAACAUACAGAAAUAGCGUCGCAAAAGGCAACUGUCCAAACAGUAGAGGCAACUCUUUCUGCAGCAGUAGCUCAUAUCUCUGCAGAGACUUUGCAACAAACCAACAUAACUGAAACUAGCAUCACCGGGGCUGCUGUUCAUGAUAUGAGCAUAGAAAGUGCAAAAGAUGUUUCGGUGAUCUCUGAACAUACAGAAAUAGCGUCGCAAAAGGCAACUGUCCAAACAGUAGAGGCAACUCUCUCUACAUCAGAAGCUCAUAUCUCUGCAGAGACUUUGCAACAAACCAACAUAACUG
This is a messenger RNA of Styela clava, 463 nucleotides long. The record is from RefSeq and is a predicted model, not a curated record. NCBI's taxonomy places the organism in Eukaryota, Metazoa, Chordata, Ascidiacea, Stolidobranchia, Styelidae.